Molecule: messenger RNA, 4686 nt
Organism: Labrus mixtus (cuckoo wrasse)
Lineage: Eukaryota; Metazoa; Chordata; Actinopteri; Labriformes; Labridae
Gene: scml2
Product: Scm polycomb group protein like 2
Exons: 14
Coding region: 189-2240 (683 amino acids)
Biological process (GO): regulation of DNA-templated transcription
Cellular component (GO): nucleus
Molecular function (GO): protein binding
Source: RefSeq, a predicted model, not a curated record
CUACCAGUGGAAAAAUGUGAAUUACAGCACUGCGUGGUGGACAUGCGCGAAGCUGCAGCGAAUAUGGCGGCUUGCAUCUGUUAGAAAGUGGAAUCUCCCCUCAAAAUACGCUACUCAGACGUGUCUGUGCAGGUAAAAUCCUUCCUGACUUCGCCUCUCCUGCAGCAGCAAGUUGAACUCUUGUCAUCAUGGGUCGUACACCACACAGAGAUCAAAAAGAGGAGAAGGAGAGACCGAGCAGCAUCACAGCAGGGUCUGCCCUCGACAAAGCUAACGAACCGUUCAGUUGGGAGGACUAUUUGAGAGAAACGUCCUCCAUUGCAGCAUCGCCUGCAUGCUUCAAACAGUCCCGUGUCCCCCCCUCCAACGACUUCAAAGCCGGAAUGAAACUUGAAGCUCGGGACCCUCGAAACUCUCACUCUGUGUGCAUCGCAACCGUGAUGGGCAUGAUGGGUACGCGUCUACGCCUGCGACUGGACGGCAGCGACAACACCAACGACUUCUGGAGGCUGAUCGACUCGUUAGAAAUCCAACCAAUAGGAACCUGUGAGAGGAACGGAGACAUGCUGCAGCCACCGCUUGGUUUCAGGAUGAACGCCUCCUCGUGGCCCAUGUUCCUCCUGCGCACUCUGAGUGGAGCAGAGAUGGCCCCCGCCUCUGCUUUUAAAAAGGAACCAGCCAGUCCCGUUAAAAACUACUUCCAGCCUGGAAUGAAGCUGGAGGCGGUGGACAGGAAGAACCCCUAUCUGAUUUGUCCAGCCACAGUGGGAGAGGUCAGAGGUCAGGAGAUUUUCGUAAUGUUUGACGGCUGGCGAGGCGCCUUCGACUACUGGUGCCCCUUCGACUCAAGAGACAUCUUCCCCGUGGGCUGGUGUGCUCUGUCAAAACACAGCUUACAGCCGCCCGGAAACUUCUUUACCCUCCCUGGUGCACUCCUCGCUCCUGUAUCCUCCAUCUCACCCUCCCUCUCCACUCGUCGCUCCUCGUUCAACUCUUCCUCCUCCAUGCAGACCUCGUACAGACUGCCCAACCCCUUACCACCCCUCCCUGUGCGCAAGGGUGUCCGAGGUCGGCGUCCCAAAUCCCAGACCAUCGCUUUGUUGAAGGCAGCGGCCGAAGCUGCGGCGGCAGCCGCAGUUAAUGGAGCAUCGCAGAGCCCUGCCAGGACCGGCUCUGAGGCUCAACUGGCCCCCAGACCACACAAGAAGAGAGGGCCUAAACCCAAGAACAAGAAGAAGCCUCAGGUGGGUCACUCCCUGGGGGUGCCAUCGGUUACAGCGCCGCCUCCUGAGACCAGACUGAGCUCCAUUCUUGUUUCCUCAGACAACAACCACAGCAACGGCUCCAAUGUAGUUUGCACAGUGUGUGUCUAUGUGAACAAACACGGUGACUAUGGUCGGCAUCUUGACAGAAAACUAGUACAACAGCUCCCAGACCACUUUGGUCCAGCACCAGUCAACGCUGUGCUCCAGCAAGCUGUUCAGGCCUGUGUGGACUGUACGUACCAGCCCUCUGUGCUGCUGUCCUUCCUACAGAGCCAGUCUCACACCGGAGGCGAAGUCAUCAGAGUACGGUCUGAGCAUGGUAUCCGCUAUGUGAAGCUGCCCUCGGCCUCCAGCACGUCUUCUGUGCUGCGGUUUCUGGAGAACAUGUGCCAACAUCUAGAGAGCGACAGUUUGUUCAGCUCGCAGCCAUUCAGCGCCUUCACCAACAACACGCGCUUCUACAACCGGACAAAGUCAGAACCAGUGUCCCACACUGAGAAUGGCCUGUCCAAAGAUGACUCCACUAAGGAUCCAGCUCCCAGCACCCGCUCCCUUCACAACCCAUCAGACUACAGAGCAACAAAGAAGGAGCGGCCAUAUUUCCCUGGACAAACACACACACCGCCACCCCUAAGACGCGUCAGCUCCAACCCUACUGAGCACACCAAUAUGAGUGCCCAGAGACGGGUAGAGGCAGCGAGCUCAACAACCGGUCCAGACCAUGUGAAACAGGACAAGGAGGGUUCAGUAAACGACGCUUCUUCCUGGUCAGUCGAUGAUGUCAUACGGUUUGUCCAGGAGGCUGAUCCUCACACUCUUGGCCCGCAUGUCGACCUGUUCAGGAAACAUGAGAUUGAUGGCAAAGCCCUGAUGUUGCUGCGUAGUGAUGUCAUCAUGAAGUACAUGGGACUAAAGCUGGGGCCGGCGCUCAAACUCUGUCAUCACAUCGAGAAGCUUAAACAGACCAAGCAAUAGAGGAUGAAGGCUCUCUUUUUAUAUUGCUGGCAGAUUCACCUGAAUGAGGGGUGAAGCUAUCGCCUAGGACACUGAGUUCAAGUCUUCCUUUCUUUGUGAAUUUGGGGGUUUUAAUAACCUACAAGGAUUUUACAAAAAGAAACAUACACACGAUGAGGAUUUUAAAAAACUGAUUUCAGUAUUUUUUUUUUAAAUAAGCUGUUGAAAUAUGACUACUUUUAGCCACAAAAUAUCAUACGCCAUACGUCACUACAUGAUAAACAUGGACUGACUCGACUUGCUUUGAAUUGUUCAUUUAUGCUUUUCAAUGGGUAUAUUAUAUGGACAGCACCUGUGACCUAGUAUUUUUUUAAAUUACCUUGGCUGAAGUUUCAAGUCACAGCAUCAAAGUGCUGCUCUCACGUGAUUGGUCAGAGAGAGCCCUCAAUUGCGCGUCAGUCAUGGGACACAGUACACAACCCCAACACCUACUUUGGUGUUCUGUUUUUGAGGGAAAUACAUUUGUGGUAUUUUCUUAUUACUUCGCACUUACUACUACUGGACAGGAAAUGAAGUAACAGCCAGGUAGAGAAGAAGUAUGGCAUGAUUUAAAAAAGCUCAUCGUUGGUUGCACACUAGCAAUGCUCUUGCUUUUUAGUGUGGGCUUUUAACCAGUCAGAUGCAAAGGCCUGAUAACUGACAUAUUUUAACAUUAUACUACAACACUUCCAUGGCUAGAGUUAACUGUUUGCAUUUAUUUCCCCUAUGUAUGUCAUCAAUGCAACAGUGCAAAUAAAGCAGAGAAAGUCCUUGUGCCCCGAUCCAAGGGAAGUCAAAAAGAGUCAAAACUAUGCUCUGUUGAAGUGCGGCUAUGAUACAUCUAUAGCCUUUUGUUGCACAAAGGAUGUGAAACAACACUUGAAACCCUCAUGCGGGAAAAAACAACAACACAAGGAAUGAUUUAACACUUAACUGAAUAAAUGUAAUAAUCAAACUCAAUGCAUAAAAACAUUAAAUUCAACAAAUGAAGUUAUUUAAUUUGAAAUCAAAUUAAAAUUAGUUUUUGUUUCAAAAUGUGCCCCAAUGGCACUGAUUUUGAACACUUUUCAACAGGUUAAUUAUAUUGCAUAAGGGUCAUGACCCAGAGCAGAUAUCUGAGCUUAUGCAUGACUUCUGUUAAUGUAAGUUUAUUUUUUGCCUUAUUAUGAACCACUGUAGCACAUCAAGCUAUCAAAUGUAUGUAGUUCACCUCUUUAGCCUUUUACACACCAACAUCAGCUGAAGGUUUUCUAUCUCUUCAGAUUAUAAACUGUUUUUUUUUUUUCAUUUAUAGUUUAAGGCUGGAUUCUCAGUGAAUGUCUCCCUGUAUCGUUUCUAACAAUGCAACAUUAACGCAUUAAUGUUUCUGAAUGAUUUUGUCUGUUGGAGAAAGUCAGAUUUGGUUAAUGCAAGCCACUGAUUGUAUAAUCAUUACGUUGAUUGCGGUGCAAACAGGUACUUAACCUCAAGAAUGCUCCAGGUACGUGCAUAAGAAGUGAAGGAAGGGUUGCAUUAAUAAAAUCAGGAGAAGUCUUAUUAUGUCCUGAAGUGAAUCUUACACAGAUUACUCCUGUUUUUCACGAGUUAGGUUUGGUUGAAUUAAAAUAAAUUUUCUUUACAUGGUGGAUACUUUGUUUUGGAAGAAAACCUUUCAUUAGUUUCUGCAGGGCAGGCUGCACACAUAGAAAAUCCGGGACUGACUCUUAUUUGUGUCUGUUUUUGAGUACUGGAAGACAUUCAAGCUUUUGGUUUCAGCUUGAAUCAUGACAUGACUACAUGAUUGUAAUAUUCUUUGAGAGACACACGUGACACACAAAGUUGAAUGCCAUCAACUGUCUAGUUUAAGUGCUGUACAGAACAAUGAGGAUCUCCUGAGCAAGUACAUGAUGGACAAAACUGCUUUGUAAAAAGUUACUAGAUUUUCUUUUUUAAACAAAGUGUAUCAACUUGUAUGAGGCGUAAGUGUUUUUGCGUGCACCAUCACAUAACUAUACCUACAGGAAGAUGUUGUGUCUUUGUAAAUAAUCACAUGUCUAAAAGUAUUUAUCAGUUUUUGAUGGCAGAAAUCCCAAAUUUUCUGAACAUUUCAGAACCAAUUUUCAAACCAAAUCAUGUAGCUGUUUAUCACUCUGUUGCUCUCCUGUAGUGUUAACAAGUUGAUACUUGAAAUGAUUUUGCUUUAAUGUGAAACUCAGGUUUUAGUAGGGGUUGUUUUCUAGAGGAUGUUUUACAUCAUUAGCAUUGUGUGUUAAUUAAUACAACAUAAAGGGACUGCACAAUAACCGACUAUGUAUAUUUUUUAAUGCCUUGUGAUCUAUUGCUUGCAGCAUCUCAUGUAUAUAUGCGAUUUUUUACUGUAAGUUCAACAAAAUAUGUUUGUUUAAUAUGUUUGAUAUGCAUUCACACUAUUAAACAUUUCUGUACAUCA